Molecule: messenger RNA, 2843 nt
Organism: Ananas comosus (pineapple)
Lineage: Eukaryota; Viridiplantae; Streptophyta; Magnoliopsida; Poales; Bromeliaceae
Product: probable transcriptional regulator SLK2
Exons: 11
Coding region: 278-2578 (766 amino acids)
Biological process (GO): positive regulation of transcription by RNA polymerase II; negative regulation of transcription by RNA polymerase II
Cellular component (GO): nucleus; transcription regulator complex
Source: RefSeq, a predicted model, not a curated record
GAAAAAAAAAAAAAAAAAAAAAAUCAAGAGUUCGAAUCGGGGUCGAUCGAUCGAGAGUCGGCUCCUUCGUCUCCACUCAGAAAUUUACCCCCUUUUGCACCUCUUUUACUCUCCAAUUUCAGCUCGAAAUCGCGAGGUAGGGCUGGCGCUGGAUAGCCGUGCGCAGUCUAGCCGCCAGUCCGGCGCUGCUCCGUCAGCCGCCGCUUCCAAACCCUCCUCCGCCGCCGGCGUCUUCUUCCCAGCCGAUGGCUGGAGCCCGGCCCCACCUGUGAGCUCCAUGUCAGGAGGCAGCGGAGGCCCCUCCGGUCCCGGGGACAUGAACCGGGGCGGCGGGGUCCUCAACAGCACGGCCAACUCCUCUGGGCCCAGCAUCGGCGCCAGCUCCUUGGUCACGGACGCCAACUCCGCACUUUCCGGCGGCGUGGGGGGCCCCCACCUGCAACGGAGCGCCAGCAUCAACACGGACCCCUACAUGCGCCUCCCGGCCUCCCCCAUGUCCUUCUCCUCCAACAACAUAUCGGGCUCCUCGGUCAUGGAUGGCUCCUCCAUCGUGCAGCAGAGCCCUCACCACGAGCAGCUACAGAACCAAGGAGCGUCCAGUGUUACGUCUAACCCUAAAGACAUGCAUGCUCACAAGAAGCAGAGGGUGAUGGAAGUGAAGCAGGAGGAUAUUCUGCAGCAGCAGGUGAUGCAGAAGCUGCUUCAGAGGCAGCAGGACCCGCUGCAGAUGCAGGGUAUUCAGAACCCUCAGCUGCAUUCUAUGAUCUCGCAGCAUAGACUAGCUCAAAGGCAGCUGCAGCAGCCGCAGAUGUUUCCGCAGAUGCAGUGCUCGCCGAUUGCCCAACAACAGAUGAGGCAGCAACUGCUGCCUCACAUCAUGCAGUCGGUCAGCCCUGUAAAACGCCCGGUUAACGGUGGGAUCUGCGCUCGCCGGAUCAUGCAGUACUUGUAUCACCAGCGGCAUCGGCCACAGGACAAUAAAAUGUCUUACUGGAGAAAGUUUGUUGAAGAGUAUUUUGCUCCACGAGGAAGAAAAAGGUGGUGCUUGUCUUUGUACGAUAAUAUGGGCAACCAAGCCCUGGGUGCCUUCCCACAAACAUCUGUUGAUGCUUGGCAUUGUGGCAUUUGUGGUUCUAGAUCAGGAAAAGGAUUUGAGGCUACCUGUGAAACACUUCCUCGGCUUUUUCAAAUUAAAUUUGAUCAUGACGUUAUUGAUGAACAUUUAUUCCUCGACAUGCCAAAUGAAUACAUGUUGUCCGGGUUGCUAGUGUUGGAGUAUGCAAAAGCUGUUCAAGAGAGCAUUCAUGAACACCUACAUGUUGUUCGUGAGGGACAACUUCGAAUUACAUUCACGCCAGAAUUGAAGAUAUUGUCCUGGGAAUUCUGUGUACGACGCCAUGAAGAGUUCCUCUCUCGGAGGUUUAUAGCUCCUCAGGUGAACCAGCUCUUGCAAGUUAGCCAGAAAUAUCAAAAUGCUGUCAAAGAUAGUGGAUCAGCUGGAAUCUCACCGCAAGAUUUGCAAGCCAGCUGUAACAUGUUUGUAGCUGCAGGUCGUCAACUUGCUAAAAGUCUCGAACUCCAGUCACUGAAUGAUUUAGGUUUUUCUAAACGAUAUGUACGGUGCUUGCAGAUAGCGGAGGUGGUAAAUGGCAUGAAAGACCUGAUUGAUUUUGGCCAGGAGCACAAGAUUGGACCCAUAGCUCGUCAUCUUGGAGGGAUAGAGGUAUCAAGAAUUAUACUGUCCUCUGCAAAUGAGAGCUUGAAGAGCUACACAGCGCAGGCCGCUGCGAAGCUCCAGGCCCAAAAGUUACAGGCAGCAGAGCAGCUGAGGACUCCUAACGGCCUUUCCGCCGACCCGAGCACCCUUAGUAAACUCAUGAGCAUUCACCAUCAUCCAGGAAUGUGCGCACAUAUCAUCAAUGGCAACCUCACAAACACUCAACUCAACAGUAACAACAACACACUGGAACGAACUGCGAUGAUGAACAAUAGCUAUCAGAACUUACUGAGAAACUCUAUGAGCAAAAACCAGAACCUACUUCAUCAGGAACUGCCCAACGGCUUCAAUGGGCCUAUUAACCAAUCACAGCCUGUGAGCCACUACCGCACCUCUGUCUCUCCCGUCUUGUCAAAUAACUUAUUCGGUCAGUUUCCACAGCAGCCUCCUAUGAACAGUGGUAACUUGCCGCAGAACAAUAAUAACAUGCAGCAGCAAGUGAUUCAGCAGAUGCUGCAAGAUGGUAUGAAUAAGAACCGGCCAGAAAUGCAGCAGCCUCCCGCCACCUCUGUUCACAACAAUAACGGACCGGUGAAUGCCGGGCCGGCAAAAAGCACCACGGAGUCGGGGAAUGCUCCGAGCAACAUAAGCAACAGCGCUGUCGGUGCAGGACCUACCAGGAGCAACAGUUUCAAAUCUGCCCCCACAGAGACCGCUGUCGCGGGAAGCAGUGUUAGCUCGAGACUCGAAUUGCCCCAGAAUGUGGAUCUAGCGGAGCUGGAUCAGAUUGUGCGGGAGUUUGGAGAAGGCGGGAUGUUUAGCGGCGACAUAGCUGACUUUGGGUUCGAUUGGAAAGUUUGAAAGGUUUUAUGUAGUUUGGUUUGAGGCUUGGUAAAGAAAAUAUUUGUAUAGAAUAGCUACUAUUUGUACCAGUGGAUCUGAUCUGAUUUGUCUAUUGUAUGGCAAGGUGGUACUCUUCAAGUUGAUCUACGUAGGCAGUUUUGAGAUUUCGCAGUUAAAUAACGUUAGUUUUUACUACAACUAAAAUUGUAUAAUAUCAGGGACUAGGCUUUGAAAUGAGCAUCUAUUAUAUCAAGUAACGUUUCGAGGCGUGAUUCUGCUUUAA